Molecule: messenger RNA, 7470 nt
Organism: Symbiodinium sp. CCMP2592
Lineage: Eukaryota; Dinophyceae; Suessiales; Symbiodiniaceae
Source: the annotation of a GenBank genome assembly
AUGAUGCAUGUUCAGCUUGGGGACGACAUCUCGUCAGAGUCAGAGUCCGGAGAUAUCUUGACACCUGUCUCUGUUGCUGUGCUUCGCCUUGAGUACUCUUCGGAUCAGGCUGUGAUUUCUUUGCCACUUCCAGCCCAGCGUCCCACCAUCUCGGCAGAGACCUUCCCAUCUUUGCUGUCGGUGUUGCCACAGCCAGCUAUCGGUGUUGCCCUUUUCAUCGCACAUCCUGCAUGGUCGAAUGGGUCAGAUCUUGUGUGUAUUGACACCACUGCCAUUGAUGGGCGCCUCUUUGUUGCGCAGGCACCACCCUAUGCCAACAAGCAUUCCUUGCUUUUGAUUGCGCACCUCCCGCGUGGAGUUGAUUUUGAGGUUUUCUUCAGUGUGGAUCAGAUACCUGUUGAAGAGCAGCCUGUGCACCUUUUCCCUGGAGCCUUGAUCACUUUUCUCCAUGCUGACUGCCCACCACCAACCCGUUUCACGUUGGGUGAGCUCUUGCAGUCGCCCGAUCCAUGGGGUGCUGAGGUUCGACUUCCUACUCCGGCCGUCAUUGAGGCUUGCUGUCUGGUACACAAGGGUCCUGCGCGCCUUUGCGUCGAUGCAACCAGAUAUCCAAUGGCAUAUCGAGAUGCCAUUGCGGCCACAACGGGAGCUGACCCAACCAGAAUGCGGCUUUUUGCCGCGACGCCUCAACCUGAUGAUGUUGCGCUACAAGGAGUGCCUUUUACAGCCACGCUUGCCGUCGGUCAUCCACCCCCGGGUGUGCGCCACUCCGUGUGGCACUGUGCUCUCUUAGACUGUCGGCCACUUGAAGCAUCUUGGAAAGCUGUGCCCAUUUACAAUGGCUUUGUUGCGCAGCGCACACUCUUUGCCAGCCUUUGUGAUUAUGAACGUACGGGUUGGACAUUGCGGCUUGACGGCCUCCCCGAAGGGCCGGGUGUGCGAUGGCUAGCUCCGGGUCAAAUUGUCACCGCCACCCUUGUCGAGUGUGAGGUUUACUCUGCCGGUUCCAGCGAGGCUUCUGCCCCUGGUCCUUCUCCCGGUGACUCUGUUCAAGCCGAUACUGGUGCCACCCCAGCUGACCACGGAGGAGAUGCUUCUGGACCGCACCCUUCGCCUGCACCCACAGAAGGCCAUGUCUCUGUCCCUGAUGCUUCUUUGUCCGUCGAUUCGCCGAUCGACGUUCGGCGGGUUGUUCCGGCCCACUUCCUCAUAUGUGUGCCUGCUUACGCCCCGGAACAGAUCAUCGUCCAGUUGCCGGUGCCUUGUAGCCUCACUGAAGCUCUGCAGCUUGUGACUCAAGCACGGGACGCUAGACGGCGGGCUUGGUUCCCUCGGUUGUUCCCCGUCAGUCACCAGUUUUGCCCCACACGAGGAAUCCUCCUAGCUUUGCCUCCCUGGGAGGUGCCGGGCGUGCCUGUUUUGAUUGAAAACGGCCUUGCGCAGGGUCGGUUCUUUGCUUGCAUGUCCCCGCCGCGGGCGCAAAGACAGCAUCUUCUUGCUUUAGCUCAGCUUUCUCCGUCGGAGAACGUGCAUGUUUACGUUCGUGAUAUGCCUUGGCCCCUUGACCAUGGAGCCACUGUACAUGUUGAGCCAGGAGACCUUAUUUCUCUGCAGUCGCCGCAACAUGCUGUGGUUGUUUUGACCACCCUUACAGACAUGCUCUGUGAUGCUGCCUGCUGGCAGCCCCCUGUGCCCUUACGGUUUCCGCGUGCCAACGCGUUGUGGCUGCUGAAUGAUGGAGCCUCUCGGCUUUUUCAUUUCGACCCGACUCGGCAACACCGCGUCCGUCGCGACUUCGCUGCUGCUCUACGGACCGGCAAGACCCACGAUCUUGAUGUUUUAGGCUUCUGGGCUCGAGCGGCUCUAGUUGUCACUUCCCUGCCCAUCCGAAUAGAGACCAAUGGUCAAGGACUCUUUCCCUAUAUUCUAGAUGCCAGGCCAGUUUUUCUUGGUGUUGAUUGGGCAGCUAAUGCCGAGGGCGUCCUUAACCUCAGAACCAUUGAGCAGCGUUUCUUAUCGCGGUGCCCUCCAGGAUCGCGGAUCUCUUGUGUUGGCGGCUGGCCAGAAGCACCACCGAUGCAACACUUUGUCCACUUUCGUCCUGGUGAGGUCUUCACGCUCUCCUUCGAGCCUGCUCCCUUGCGGACUUGGGGCGGUAGCGGUUCCGCCUCUGUUGCUGUGGCUUUCGACGGUGACCAGUCCUCCGCCCCACAGGUCUUUGCUGGACAGGGCCCUGACGACGGACCUGGUACCAGUCCAGCUCCUGUCAACACAACAGCGUCUGGCUAUACUGGUGAUGGCAGGGGACGGCAUGUUCCAGCCUCAGGUCGUCAUCUUUGUGCGCGCUCUCCAUUAUCUGCACAAGCUAGCCUCAGGCAGCUUCUUCUCCUAUGGCUAAGCAUCACAGUUGCUCCGAACGAAGCCAUUGGCGCCGAACAGCCUGGCUUUGACACUCAUACGGCAUUCAUGUCGUGUCUCCGGGUCGAUCGAGAUACCAAGUGGAUUGCGGUUUUUCUACUCGAUGCUCGUCCUUCCGAGCCACUGCCGGACACCUCUGCACUCUCGACCUUGCACAGCAGCUAUGCUUUGCUCUCUUCCGUUGCUGCUUCUGAUGGACCAACUACUUCUUGGGGCCCAGUUGUGCUGGCCUGCCUUUGCUUCUUUUGGCUUGGCCUACUUGUGGUAACGAGGCUGCGUUCCGCCCUGCGGUGUGUCUGCUUUGGCUCCACUACAGCGGCGGUUACCUGUUGUAACUGCUCUUCUCGCCGCCCUGGUCUGGUUGGUCCUUGUUUUUGGCCGUGCUGGCGCGUGAUGCUUGUUGCCGUUUGCUGCAUCUCCGCCUGUGAAGCCAGCCCUGUCGAUCGCACACUCAAUCCUCCCCCACUGCCCCCUGGGGGGCAGCAUUUGGGCUCCGAUCGGGACACUAACUUUGGCAGCAAUCAUGGUGUCCCGCAAUGCCUUGCUCUUCUUGCGCACAGACGGCCUGUGCCCACACCUGUGCGAGGACGCUCCCCACGCCGCCUUCCAUCUCCCAGGAUAAAGGCUUCGCAGGACGCUCCUGACUCUGAGCCUCAGGGUCCUUCAAGAUGUGUUGAAGUUGAGCCGUGCACUUCUGCGAGCGGGUCUGCGGAUCUCCCCCUGCCUGCUGUCCCAGUUACAGAACCGGCUAUCCGCCCGCGUUUGUCCUUGAGCAUUUUGCUGCCUCUUGCGAGUUGGGAUCCUGACCCGGUCCUGCCUCUCCCUUGGACAGAGGCACCACUUCAUGCUCUCAGUCUCCUGGGUGAUGGCUGCCCGAGCAUUGGCGGGGUCGCAUGCCAUUUCACUGCAUCCCAGCUAUGGGACCUCUUGUGUCCGAGGGUUUCCUUCGUGACACUCAGCGACCUUUGCCAACUCCUACCAACACAGGACACUACGUUCCUUGCGACACUCGACCCCCACCCUAAUGUGAUCCCCACCCAUCAGGUGUGGUGUUUCACUGAUGGUUCUUACACCCCACCAAGGGAUGGUCAUCCCGCCAGGCUUGGCUGGGCGUGUGUUUUCUCUACUGGAGAUCCCCCCUGUUUUAGCAUUGUUGCUGGCAGCGUUCCGCCCUUCUUUAUUGCGCCCGCCGAUGUACCCUCUGCAUUUGUGGCGGAGUGUUGCGCUCUGACUGCUGCUAUGUGGUUGGGCACCACUGCUUUUCGUGGAUAUCACCCUGUGUAUAAGGCUGAUUGCAAGGCAGCUUUGUUUGUCGCUGAGGAUGGUCAUGGCCUCACCGAUCGCGCUGCUGCCCAAGCCCUGAGGUCUAUCAGGAUCUUCACUGAAGCCCUUGCCCAACACCCUCCGGCGUUCGAGCAUGUUGCGGGACAUUCGGGCAACUUUGGAAAUGAGCUCGCUGAUGCCGCUGCUCGACUUGCAGCACGUGGCAUUGAUGUUGGGUUUCUCCCAUGGCAUCCGGGUGGGCCGGACGCUUUCGAUUGGUGGUCAGUUGACACGCGUCACGUUGAGUGGGCCGGCGUUGUGUGCCAGGCGGCCCUUGGAAAUGUAUCGCUCCCUGGGCCUUCCCCACGCAUUACCGUGUUCUGUCCGACGCCUCCUGAACUUUCCCCAGCCGAGCAAGUUGCUCCAUUUCUUCCUGUGAGUGUGCCACAGCCGGUGUCAGAUGAUGGGGCACCAGCUGCACAACUUGCCCUCCGGUUGCUCUCCUACAACGUUCUCUCACUGAAUGGAGCAGCUUACGCUGACGGCGCCAAUCUGGGGCUCGCUUUUGCUGCUGGCCGUCCCGCUCUCUUGGCUUCCACGCUUCGGGAGCAUGAAAUUGGGAUUGCCUUUGUCCAGGAAGCCCGUACGCCAGAAGGCCUUGUCAACACGGAUGAUUAUCUCCGAUUUUGCUCCGGUACGGAGAGGGGACAUCUCGGGGUUGAGAUAUGGUUACGGCGCAACCUUCCGGUUGUGUCUAGAGGUAGGGAGCACUUGGUUCUCUUGUGUCGUGACGCUUGCUCCGUGCUCCUUAGUGACCCUAGGAGGUUAGUGGUGCAUUUUCAACAGGGUAGCCUACGUCUGCACUUCAUAUGCCUCCACGCCCCUCAUAGGGGGCAUUCAGAGGAAGAGCUCACAGCGUGGUGGAAUGACACUAUCCGUCUGUGCUCCAAAUUUGCGAAAAUCGCUCCCCUAGUUCUCGGAGGGGACCUCAAUGCCUGUAUUGGCAGCCACACCGAUGAUGCCAUUAGUGACGCAUGUGCUGAACAGCAAGAUCUGGCUGGCUCUUUCGUGCACGGAUUGGCUGCUUCAGGUCAGCUGUGGUUCCCUGCUACCUGGGACGAGGUGCAAAGUGGCACUGGAUGGACAUUCUUCCAAAAACGCAACUCCGCUGCUACGCGGCCUGACUUCGUUGCUCUUCCUCAGGUGUGGAGAGAUGCCUGCGUUGCUGCUUGGGUUGAACCGAACAUUCACGCUGGCCAGGCCUGCCUUGACCAUCUUGCCACCGUUGUCAGCGUUGCUGCUACCCUGUCUAACAUUGGUGGCCCCCCUAGACCUCGGAAGUCUCGCAUUGAUACUGUUGCCUUGCGAGCUCCAGCCAAUAAGGCGCGCCUUCGUGGGGUCUUGCAACGCCUUCCUGUGAUUCCCUGGCAAACCUCCGCCGAUACGCACGCUGCAAUGCUGGUUCGCAGUCUUCAGGAUGCUCUUGCCGAUGAGUUUCCUCUACCCAAAGCAGGUCCUAAGCGCGGCUACCUUUCUGCUGAAACCUGGCAGUUGCACCAACAUGUUGCUUUCCUCCGCCAUCGCUGUGCUCGCUUGAAAGCCGCAGUUCGCAAGCAUACUCUUGCCGCGUUCUUUGCCAUCUGGCUCGGCACUGACCGCCACUUCCCAUCGGCUUUUCUGUGGGCCAGGCAGGCCGAUUAUGUUGGCACUGUAUGCAGCGAGCAGCUACGUGCUGCCGCGACUGUGCUUAGGCAGCGUUGCAAGGCGGAUCGGACUGCGCAUCUUGCAGCAUUAGCCGAUGCUGUGCAGGCCAACCAAGUGGACGGGGCUGCUGCGCUCCAGCAGCUCCUCAAGCAGAAGCAUAAAAAGCCAUACACGCCUGAUGUGCUGCCCCGCCUGCGUAAGGCUGAUGGCAGGAUGUGCCAAACCGGGUCCGAGAUCACAGCGCGGUGGAGGCAACACUUUGAGGAUAUGGAAGCCGGGCGUCAGUGCGCGCCGGAGGAUCUUGCUGGCCCUUCCUCGAUAGGGGCCUGGCCUCUACCUUCGUGCAUUCUUGACAUUCCGGCCCCAGGGGAACUGAUGCGUGCUCUUGCUGCAUCCAAAGCCGGGAAAGCUCCCGGACCGGAUAUGAUACCGGGGGAAGCCCUGUCUGGGAUCCCUUCAGCCCUGGCUUUGCACCUGCUUCCCUUGCUUCUCAAAUUCUGUGUGCGCGGCACAGAGGCUGUUGGUUUACAGAGCUCGACGCUUUGCACGCUUUACAAACAGAGGGGCCGAGUGCAGCUCAUACAGGGCUAUCAUGCUCUUGCCCACCAUUGCAAAGGCAUUGCAUCGUUCUUUGAGGCCACGCCUGUGAAGAGCUCCUACGCCGUGAUCUUCGCGGAUGUGGCCUCUGCUUAUUACAACUCACUUAGAGAGCUCACAGCGCGGCACCCCUGUGGUGAUGGACGUCCUCCGAAUCUGGAUUUUGUUCCUGAGCAUGAUGGGUUGCAGCAACAGCUGGCCAAGCCCAGUGUGCUGCAACAGGGCGGUGCGAGUGCAUGGUUAGAGGCCAUUGUUGCUGAAAUGCAUCGACGGACUUGGUUCACUGUAACUGGUGACGGACAGCCGGUCCAGACCAGGCGAGGCUCACGGCCGGGAUCUACGUUCGCCGAUCUGAUGUUCGGAGCAGGUGUAACAGCUAUUCUUGACCUAAAGAAUGAGCUUCGUGCUGGAACGCCGGGCGCCGCGGCAAAGCCCUCCAUCCCGUGGGACGGGCGACGGGACCUCAGCUAUCCCUCAGCUGCCAAUACUGCAGUCUCCCUGGAGGACGUCGUCUGGGCCGACGAUGUGGCCGAAUGUGUUGUUUUUGAGGAUGCAGGAUCAGCUUCUGUCCGGGUGGCUACCAGCACCUCUAACUUUGCUGAGGCCUUUGCCAGUUUUGGUUACACUCUUACUUUUGGGGCUACCAAAACAGCGGCCAUGAUGAAACUUACCGGACCGGGAUCCAGGAGAGCUAGAUCUGAGCUCUUUGGCCGCCAUGCCUGCCUCCCGGUGCUUCUCGAGAAUGCGCCUCCGGCAACCCUGCCGGUUGUCACUUCUUACAAGCAUUUGGGCAUGAUUCAAACCCCCGGAAACUCUCUGCUCCCGGAGAUCAAGUAUCGAUGCGGAAACGCUUGGCAGGCUUUUCGUCAGGGCCGGAAAGCUGUUUACCGCAACAAAAAGCUCUCCAUGGCUCGCCGUGGCACUCUCUUGGGAUCCGCUGUUUUGACUCGUCUCUUCUUUGGAGCGGGCGCCUGGCCCUUUCUCCGGCCUGGCGAGGAGCAAACCCUCAUAGGUACUAUGAUGGGAAUCCUGCGACAGACUUUAUGUGUCCCACACGGAGGCGAUCAACAUGUUUGUCGUGCCGAAACGUGUGCUCUGUUGGGAGUCGCUGACCCUGUCACUGCGCUUCGAGUUGAGAGACUCCGAUAUGUCCGACAACUUGUCGCUGCUGCCCCGGACGCACUCUGGGCGCUGGUCCGCCUGGACGCUGCCCUCUUAGAGGCGUAUCGCGAUGCAUUCGGAUGGCUCUAUGGCCUUCUCAAGGCCACUGUCCCACUGCCUGAUCCCUUGUCUGAUUGGGAGCCGUGGUGUCGGGUUAUGACCGAGCGCCCGGGCCGUUUUCGAGGAUGGAUUAAACGUGCCAAACGGCUCGCUGUCUUGCGCCUAACCUGCGGCGCGGCCCUCUUUGCUCUGGCCAGGUGUGUUAGGGAGGUUGGAUCGGCGCGUGAUCCUGCCGCUGCUAAUGAGGCUUCCUUUACUGAGGCUUGA